Molecule: messenger RNA, 4301 nt
Organism: Sceloporus undulatus (fence lizard)
Lineage: Eukaryota; Metazoa; Chordata; Lepidosauria; Squamata; Phrynosomatidae
Gene: SYMPK
Product: symplekin
Exons: 27
Coding region: 200-4138 (1312 amino acids)
Cellular component (GO): mRNA cleavage and polyadenylation specificity factor complex
Source: RefSeq, a predicted model, not a curated record
GCCUUUCGCUUCUGCGCAUGCGCACUGACGAAUAGUUUAAAAUUAAAAAAUUGGGUUAUUUUCCGGCUGCUACUUGGGUAAAAAAGACAGGAAAAGAGAAAAGGAUUGGGUUCCUUUCGCUGAAAAAGUGAGCAGGCCCCGUUGGCCUUGCUCUGAUUGCCUUGAGUUCGGUUUUUGAAGAGAGCAAAACUGGGCAGCCAUGGCGAAUAUGAGCAGCAUGGGAGACCCUGGCCUCUCUCGGAUGAGCAUUGCAUCCCAGUUCUUUGCUGGAGAGGAGACUACUGGCAUAGACACCAUGACUACCUCAGAAAGGGUUGUGGAUUUGCUAAAUCAGGCAGCCUUAAUCAGCAAUGAAUCUAAAAUCACAAUCCUCAAGCAGGUCCAAGAACUGAUUAUAAACAAGGAUCCCACUUUGCUUGAUAAUUUCCUGGAUGAGAUCAUAGCUUUCCAGGCAGACAAGUCAGUCGAAGUCCGGAAGUUUGUCAUUGGGUUCAUAGAGGAAGCCUGCAAACGGGACACAGAGCUUUUGCUCAAGCUUAUUGCUAACUUGAACAUGUUGCUGAGGGAUGAAAAUGUCAACGUGGUGAAGAAGGCGAUCCUUGCCAUGACACAGUUGUAUAAGGUGGCACUGCAGUGGAUGGUGAAAUCCAGAGUCAUCAAUGACAUGCAAGAGGCUUGCUGGGAAAUGGUAUCAGCCAUGGCCAGUGAAAUUAUCCAGCUGCUGGACUCAGACAAUGACGGGAUCCGCACCCAUGCUGUCAAGUUUGUGGAGGGACUGAUCAUCACCCUUUCACCCCGCAUGCCAGAUUCGGAAGUGCCCAAGCGUCACGAGAAUGACAUCAGUCUUGACCGGGUUCCCACUGACCAUCCCUACAUCAAAUACAACAUUUUGUGGGAAGAAGGAAAAGCAGCCCUGGAGCAACUGCUGAAGUUCAUGGUGCAUCCAGCCAUCUCCAGCAUCAACCUGACUGCAGCAUUGGGCUCUCUGGCUUCCAUCGCCCGCCAGCGGCCCAUGUUCAUGUCAGAGGUGAUCCAGGCCUAUGAGACACUGCAUGCCAAUCUCCCCCCAACGCUGGCCAAGUCCCAGGUGAGCAGUGUGAGGAAGAAUCUCAAGCUCCACCUGCUGAGUGUCCUGAAGCACCCAGCAUCAGUGGAGUUCCAGGCCCAGAUCACCACCCUCCUGAUGGACCUGGGCACGCAGCAGGCUGAAAUCACCCGCAACAUGCCCAACCUGAAGGAAUUGCGCAAGCGCCCACGCGACGAGAGUGAUCCUGCCAUGAAGAAAAUGAAGAUUGAACCAUCCCUUGGGGAGGAUGAUGAGGAUAAAGACUUGGAGCAGGUGGCUGCCCCAAGCCCUAAGCCCUCCAUUCAAGUCAGUAUGCAGUCGGACAUCGACAUCACCGCUGAGUUUCUGCAGCCUCUUCUGACUUCAGAUAAUGUGGCCAACUUGGUGCUCAUCAGCAUGGUCUACCUACCUGAGAACAUGCCUGCUUCCUUCCAAGCAACCUACACACCAGUGGAAUCAGCUGGUACAGAAGUGCAGAUCAAACACCUUGCCCGGCUAAUGGCUACCCAGAUGACAGCAGCUGGGUUGGGACCUGGUGUGGAACAAAGCAAACUGGCCAAGGAGGCAAUAAAAGAAGAGAAAAUCGCCAAACCUGAAAGUGUGCUGAUCAAGCGACGCCUCUCUACGCUCAGCGCUGGCCAGGCUAUUUCGGUGGUGGGAGCUCAGGCCUCCACUUCCCCUACUGUUGCUGAGGCGGGGGCACCGCAGGCCAAACGACGCCCAGAACCCAUCAUCCCCUCCACCCAGCCCAGGUUGGCUGGUGCUGGUGGACGAAAGAAGAUUUUCCGCCUGAGCGAUGUGAUCAAGCCUCUGACGGACGUACAGAAGGGCAAGUUGAAGCUGGCAGCCUUGAAGCGGAUCCUGCGCUCAGAGAAGGCUGUGGCCUACAGCGGGGCUGCUCAGGCCCGUGUGAAAAUCCUCUCAGCCCUGGUGACCCAGUUUGAUGUCCCUCUGAAGCAUGAAGUGUUGACCUUCAUCCUAGAGGACAUCCGCAACCGAUUAGACCUGGCCUUUGCUUGGCUGUACCAGGAGUACAAUGCCUACCUGAGUCAGUAUCCCUCUGGCUCUCUCAACAAUUAUGACGAGUGUCUCAUCGGCCUGCUCUCUGGGCUUCAGGAGAAGCCGGAUCAAAAGGACGGGAUCUUCACUAAGUUAGUUCUUGAGGCCCCACUGAUCACUGAGAGUGCCUUGGAGGUGAUUCGGAAGUACUGUGAAGAUGAGAGCCGGACGUACCUGGGCAUGUCAACGCUUCGGGAUCUGAUCUUCAAACGUCCAGCUAGGCAGUUUGAGUACCUGCAUGUUCUCUUGGACCUCAGCUCCCAUGAGAAGGACAAAGUUCGCCAGCAAGCGCUCCUAUUCAUCAAGCGGAUGUAUGAGAAAGACCAACUGCGGGAAUAUGUGGAGAAGUUUGCCCUGAAUUACUUGCAGCUCCUGGUCCAUCCCAAUCCUCCCUCGGUCCUCUUUGGUGCUGACAAAGAUACAGAGGUGGCUGCUCCCUGGACAGAAGAGACCAUCAAGCAUUGCCUCUACCUCUACCUGGCCCUUCUGCCCCAAAACCACAAACUGAUCCAUGAACUGGCGUCUGUGUACACAGAGGCCAUUGCCGACAUCAAGCGCACCGUCCUCAGAGUUAUUGAGCAGCCAAUCCGUGGGAUGGGCAUGAAUUCCCAGGAGUUGCUCAAACUGGUUAAAAACUGCCCCAAAGGUGCAGAGACCUUGGUGACCCGCUGCCUGCACAGCCUCACAGAUAAAGUUCCUCCGUCUCCAGAGUUAGUGAAGCGGGUUCGAGAUCUGUACAACAAAAGGCUCCCAGAUGUCCGAUUUCUUAUCCCUGUCCUCAACGGCUUGGAAAAGAAAGAGGUGAUCCAGGCCCUCCCAAAGCUUAUCAAGCUGAACCCUAUUGUUGUGAAGGAAGUUUUUAAUCGCCUGCUGGGAACACAACAUGGUGAAGGCAACUCUGCUGUCUCCCCUCUGAAUCCUGGUGAAUUAUUGAUAGCCCUCCACAACAUUGAUUCCACCAAGUGUGACAUGAAGUCUAUCAUCAAGGCCACCAACCUGUGCUUUGCUGAACGCAAUGUGUACACAUCAGAGGUUCUGGCUGUGGUGAUGCAGCAGCUCAUGGAACAAAACCCACUGCCCAUGCUCCUCAUGCGGACAGUUAUCCAGUCGCUGACCAUGUAUCCCCGCCUGGGUGGCUUUGUCAUGAACAUCCUCUCCCGACUCAUCUUGAAGCAGGUAUGGAAGUAUCCCAAGGUCUGGGAGGGCUUCAUUAAGUGUUGCCAACGUACGAAGCCCCAGUCCUUCCAGGUCGUCCUCCAGUUGCCUCCUCAGCAGCUCAGCGCUGUCUUUGAGAAAUGCCCAGAGCUGCGGGAGCCUCUGCUGGCCCACGUCCGCUCCUUCACCCCUCAUCAGCAAGCUCAUGUGCCCAAUUCCACCAUGGCUAUCCUGGAAGCGAGCAAUAAGCAAGACAUCGAAGGGAAGGAACUGCAGACCGCAGAGGAAGUGCGAGGCACUGCCCCACCCAGGAGCAAGGCGAUGAGGAGAGAGAGAGAGGAAGAAAUAGAACCCCAGCCGCUUCUUCCUCGGGUGUCUCAGGACAUGAUUGCCCUCCGCUUAGCACAGGAAAAGGCUCUGAAGCGCCAAUUGGAGGAAGAGCAGAAGCUGAAACAGAAGCAGCAUCAACAACAACAACAACAGCCUCGCCCUUCAGUCCCAUCAGCCCCCCCUCCUGCUGAAGAGUCUCUGGAUUUGGGAGAGGAGGCUCCAGAGCCAGAGACUCCCACCAUCUUCAUCAGCAUGCAGGAGGAAGAUGAGAGCUUUGGUGGGGAGGGCUCUCUGCUGGAUUCUAGCCUGGAGGGACCCUGGCCCAACAAGGAGCUGCCAAGCAAGGAAGGAGGAGCCAGCAGCAGUUCAGAUGAGGGAUCUUCAAGCAAACCACCCACAGCUAACCAACCAUCUCCCUCAGCAGAGGAGCCUGAAAAAGAGAGCCAAGCAGCCGAGGAAAAGUCGCCCAGCCCAAUGGAGGAACAGCCCAAGCCCAGCUCAGAGCAAGAGAAGAAAACUGAGAGCUGAUGAUUCAGGGAAAAGACAACAUGAUGAGCCAAAAGGAAACAUGGAGCAGAAAAGAGAGACUUGUGUGAAGAUGCAGGGAGUAUGGUUGAGCCUGUUAGGAAAGGGGCCAGAAAUGGAAAUGAGAGAGAUUUAGAUUUCUAAAUAAAGAAUAUCAGGAUCUGUA